AAGCACCUCUAUUGAGGGUUUUAACUUGGCAUCACUCGUGCAAAAUGGUCGGAAAUACGGGUCUUAAACAGAAGAAACUUGGGGACAUAUUGUCCGAGAAACAAGUGAAUUGCGUUGUGAGGAAAUUACUGGGUGGUGGGAAGGAAUGGCGUGUAGUGAGGUCAGAGGUGAAGGCGGCGGCGGACGGGUUGAGCGGGUUCCUGGGGGACCACCUACGCGUGACCCUGGAGGUCGCAGGGGACUCCACUAAGACCUUGCAUCUGUUUAUCAAGAGACUGCCGUAUGACAACCAGGCGAAGGUCGACUUCAUUGCUGAGAACAACUUCUUUAAGAAAGAAGCUUUAGUGGGCCGUCUACUUGAUUUGCUGCAGAGUGAUAAUGAUCCUCACCCAUGGUGUGCGAAGACCCUGAUCUCCACGGACACCAUGAUCGUAAUGCCGGACAUGCGUCCUCUGGGUUACACCGUGCGGUCUCAGCGUGACACCCUGGACGUCCCGCAUCUCCUCUGCGCCGCCGCCUCCGUCGCCAGGUUCCACGCAGCGUCCGCUAACUAUGAGACCAAGAAGAGACUCCAAACUAACAAACCGUGGACAUUCUCGCAGGAGUACGGUGAGGAAAUUUUCAAAGACCACCAAUUCAAAGCAUCCAAUGAUGCCCAGUGGAUGCGGGCCAGUGCAAAACUAACAGCCAAUGUUCUUAAAGCCUUCUCCAAAAAAUACAGUGAUACCACUGAUUUGGAAGAGAAGAUAAUGAAUAAGUUUAUACAGGCUUGUAAACCAUUUCACGAAUAUGACAAUACCUUAAAUGUGUUACUUCAUAAAGACUUAUGGAUCACUAAUAUCAUGUUCCGAUACGAAAAUGGCGAGCCGGUAAACACGUUGCUCGUAGACUAUCAGUGUCUUCGGUAUGGACCCCCAGCUUUCGACCUCAUGAUAUUAUUGUACUGCACCACUACCAGGAGCUUCAGGGAGCAACAUGGAAUGAGUGUGCUCCGGCAUUACUACUCUGUAUUUUAUGAAAACGUAGAAGACGCAACGAAGCAAAGACUGGUCAAAUUAGGCUAUGAUGAGAAGAAAUUUCUGGAAUGGUGUGACACGGCUCGUAUGUUUGGAGCAACGCAAGCUGCAGGAUUUUACCCAAUGAUCCUUAUGGAUCCGAUGACGGCACAGAAAAUAUUUGAUAACCCAGAAACAUUCCAUGAAGUCUUCAUGAAGGAUAGGACAAAGCCAGUCCUAGAGAAUUGCUCCAAGGAUGCUUUAUACAAGGAGCGCCUACUGGAAAUCUCUGAAGAAUUUGCCGAAAGAUAUUUAGAAUCUUUAAACAUACAUAUAUUUGCAAAGAGAUUAUUGUAUUGUAUAUAUCUGAUGAAUACUUUGAUGGGUAUUCUCAGUCGGUGUCAAACAUACAAGAUGGUUGGUGCUGAAGUGGUACAGACACAGUAUAAGCUGGAAGAUGUCUUAACAGAGAAGCAAGUGCACUGCAUAGUGGAGCAAUUGCUGAAGAGUGGUUUGAAUUGGCGAAUUGUCGGUUCAGAGGUCAAGCCAGCCUCGAUUGAAUCGUCUGGUUUUGUCGGCGAAUACUUUGUUGUGAAGCUUCAUGUGAGAGCUGUUGAGGCUAGCGAGACACUUCACCUCUUUGUGAAGAGAGUACCCGUCAAAAAUCAACCCAAAGCCGAAUUCAUUAACUGCAAUCAUUUCUACAAGAGAGAAGACAUGGUCUAUCAACUUAUUAACGAAUUGUCUGUUGUUGAUGAUCCUCUCCCGUGGUGCACGAGAGGUUUGGUACACAACGAGUUCCUACUGGUCAUGGUGGAUCUCUGUUCUCUUGGCUACUCUCCAAGACCGCAGACAGAGACCCUGGACUUAGCUCACGUGCUCACCACCAUCAGUUCCGUCGCUCGGUUCCACGCUGCCACUGCUAACUACGAGACCAGAAAGACUCAGGAAAAUUCAUCACCUUGGACUAUGUCCCAGGCAUACGGAGAAAUUUUAGCUGAAGCCAACUUCAAAGACACUCCAUGGAUGAACUGUGCUGUUAAACUCACUGCUAAUUUAUUAAAAACAUUCUCAAAUAAAUACAAAAAUAUCGCAAAUUUGGAAACAAAGCUAAAUAAGUUGUUCUUCGAAGCUUGUGAUGAAUUGAAAGAAUAUGAAGAUACGUUGAACGUCCUGGUUCAUAAGGACUUAUGGAUCAACAACAUAAUGUUUCGUUACGAGGAAGACGUGCCAGUGAAUGCGUUGCUUAUAGACUAUCAGUGCCUUCGCUACGGGCCUCCGACAUUCGACAUCAUGAUGUUCCUCUACUUAACGACUUCCAAAGCCUUCCGGGAAAAGUACGAGCAGAUGGUUUUUCAGCGAUACUACUCAAUAUUGAUGAAUAAUGUCGACAAAGAGACCAAGCUGAGGCUGGAUCGUUUGAAUUAUGACGAGAAAGAAUUCCUGAGAUGGUGUGAGCGAAGUAGGAAGUUUGGUGCCAUGGCAGCUAUAGCUAUAUUUCCGUACAUUUUGAUGGACCCGGUUGAAGCUAAGAAGACGUUUGAUGACCCUGACACCUACACUGAACACUUGGCGGUAGACAGGUCUAAGCCAGUGAUAGCUCACUGCCUUCAGAACCCAAUGUAUAGGGAUCGCCAAGUUGAGGUAUGUGAAGAGUUCGUCGAAAGAUUUGUCGAGAAAUAAUACAAUAGGAGUAAGUGUAGUAGUUGUAGUAGAAUUACCGUGACUUUUUUUUAUUGGGAAGAAAGAAGGGACUAAAAAGGAAGAUAAAAACAAGGGAUUUUUAAAACACGAACUAGGUACUUUAGGUUUUAUGAAAAUUUAACCUCUCACUUGUUGGCACUAGUGGCUAGCACUAGCUGGCGCUACUAAGUUUAUAUAUCUAUAAGCUAUUUUGUUAGUGUUUCUAGAAAUAGGUUAGGAGGUAGGUUCUGGAAAGAUAUUGUUUUUGAGGGUUGAAUAAAUUUUAUUUAAAAAAAAUGUAUUUGUUUGUAGAUCUCAAUUGACAGUAAAUCGGUGACGGCAUGUAUUUCAAAAAGGCAAAGAAAUAAAGAAAGUACUUAAAUUGUUUGU
Amyelois transitella is the source of this 3068-nucleotide messenger RNA. RefSeq lists its product as uncharacterized. NCBI's taxonomy places the organism in Eukaryota, Metazoa, Arthropoda, Insecta, Lepidoptera, Pyralidae. The transcript is spliced from 4 exons. The record is from RefSeq and is a predicted model, not a curated record. Bases 45 to 2678 code for a protein of 877 amino acids.